AUGGCUCCCACUUUCCGUAUCCACCGACCAGACGUUCUGGCUUCUCUGCCUCGUCCGCUCGACCAUACAAAGGGCCAGUACCAUAUCGGAGAGGUCUACACACAAAAGCCUGGCUCGAAGAAGAGAAAGAGGUUGGAGGUCGUUGUCGGUGUCGACGGAGAAGCAGCAAAUAUCUAUCAUGUCCCUUCCUCCGGUCUGCGAACAUCCUACCCGAUCCCGCCUCAAGAGUCCUUCACUUGCGCGCCGCAUUCGAUUCGAUACCAGGGAGCCGGCGCAAGCGGUCGCGACAACUACACAUACCUCUCGACGCAAGACUCGACAGGCGCAAAGGUCACCCUCUGCCGCGAUGCCAUCGACGUAACCGGCAAGACGAACUCUACCAGCACAUCCCAGCGAGUGCGCCACAAGUCCCCGAUCACCUACCUCUUCACGUCGUCUGCUGUUGAUACUACUGUUGUGAGCGACGUCUCGCAAUCCGAGAGGGGCGACGUGCUUGGCCUUUGCAGAGACGGGCAGGUUCUAUGCUUGGACGGAGAAGCUUUAGAGCAGAAGUGGAGCGCAUCUUCCUACAACCUGUGCAAAGAUCUGCUUCCAUCGACCAUCUCCAAGUAUGAGGUCGAGUUUUCUCUCCACGCUGCGGCCUCAGAAGUCCUUAAUGGGCUGUUCCAGGGCAGGCAAGACGCCUUUGGCUCUUUUGGGCGGCAGAUCGACCCCAAGACCUUCAACCCGGACGUACUCGCCAUAGUCGUCCGUACCAACAGCGAAGACUCGACCUCGAGGUUCCUCAUCAUUCUCGGCGUCCUGCCGACUGUCUCUUCGCAGCCAUUGGUCCAACUUCACGUUACGCCCUUGCCUUCUCAGGAUGAUGUCGUAGCCGAGGCCGCUACCUACCAACUUCACAUCCAGUCUGGAAAGCUCCUCCAACUGUCCGGUGCUGUCCUCCGAACCUACGACCUUACGAGUGCCGUACCCAAGUUGCAGGGUCGCUUGCCUUUGCCCGAACUCACCUCAUUCCUCCAGCUGUCAGAGCACUCAGUCCUCUGCCUGUCCAAGAACUCUGCUAGUAUGAUGAACCCCACGUUCCACUCAGUCCAGGCUUCGACAGCGAUCCAGCUUCCCGAAAGUACCGAGCAGCAAAAGCCAACUCUGAUCACCUUCCUAUCCAAGUUGGACAUGGCAGUUGCGGUUGUUGGCAACACUCUGGUUUCCAUUCAGAUUGAGCGCCCCAAGUCCCACGGCAAGGAAGGUCUUCUUAUCGACUCCAUUGGACGAGGCUUACCGAGAUCGGAUCGCGUACCAGCAAGCCUGCCCAAGACUGGAAACUCGACGUUCGAAGACUACCUUCCCGGAACACUGUCCGACGAAUACGUCAAGGAAUCAUUGGCAGAUGUGGAGAAGGCGGACGGAUACCUCCUGGCACAGGACUGGAAGGCCUUCGAGGGUCUCUUGGCACAGCGAUUCGGAGUUGCCAUCGACCAAGACGCCGAGGUUACUGGAGGCCAGACGCCCGACUGGAAGUGGCUGGAACGUUCUGACAAGUAUCCUGCAGUUGACCGCCGGUGGGUGCUGUACGCCAUCAGCAGAGUGUUCUCGAUGGAUACUCAGGCUGUGGAAGGUGGUCUCCUUCGCUGCAUGCUCCCCGCGAGCAAUGUCAUGAUCUAUCUCAUCGCUGCCGGCCAUCUCACCAACGCCAACAUGUCUGCCGCCUUCAAGAGCGAGCUGGCCGAGGUGGCUUCUAAGGAAUCGAUCAUCGACAAGCUUGUCCAGCGACUUGUUGACAUGGAUCCGGCCAUGGAGCUUCUCUUGAACUACGUCUCAGCCACCAAGCUUGGCGAGAAGGAGCUCCUCCUGGUCAUUCGUAUCAUCAUGCGUAGCCUCGACCAGCAGUCGAGACUUUUGCUCCCUGCACCCACGGAGACAAAGGAGGAAGAGUACGUGGCGAUGGAGAUUGAUCAUCUUGAGAAGGAGCUCGAGCUGGCCGAGUAUCACUUGGGCGACGACUCGAACCUCCGCGCACGAGCCCUGACGACGGCCUUUGAGAAGCUCUCCAACUACUCUUCAAUCGCUACAGUGCGGGCUCUUCGUGAAACCUUCAACCCGACGGAGGUCUUGUCACUCAUCCACUUGCUGCGGGUGCAGCUUAUUGGUAGUGCCUGGACAUCAAGGUACGUCGACGCGACAAACUUCGACAAGGACGAGGCCGCGAGAGCACCACCAGAUGGCGCCAUCUCGCUCAUCGCGGAACUUCUGUCCCGAUGCAUUGAUUCCGUCGGACCCAGCGGAUGGCUUACAAAUGGCACAUCCCUGGGUGACCGUGCGGACGCGGCCGACUUCAUCACGGCACUGAAGCUCGAAGUCAGCGCAGCCUUGGAGGGCCUGAACGAGGCCGUCUACCUGGACGGUAUCGUCGGCGAGGCGGUUCAAUACGGCAGAGCAGUCAAGGCUGGAGUCAAGACGGCUCCUUCCGGGCGUGCGCAAGCCCUUGCUAAGCCGGUAUCGCUGGAUGUCGAGAGCUCGCCUCAUCUGCCUUUGGGGCUCGUGUCCAAGCAGAACGUGUCCAACCUCAAGAUUGUCUCGGGCGGUGAGGUGCUCGAGAGGAGCUCCCGUGAGAAGGGACAUUUGCUGAGUCAGAAAGUCAAGGCAUACUCUCUGGAGAGAAUCUCCAUUUGA
Molecule: messenger RNA, 2670 nt
Organism: Colletotrichum spaethianum
Lineage: Eukaryota; Fungi; Ascomycota; Sordariomycetes; Glomerellales; Glomerellaceae
Exons: 2
Coding region: 1-2670 (889 amino acids)
Source: RefSeq, a predicted model, not a curated record